GGAGAAACAUCAUGUCAAGAGUGAAGAAGAUACUCACACAAACACUGAAGAUAGUUUUUCAGUGGAAAGAGCAGCUGUGAACUGUUUGACCUGCACCCAGUGUGGAAAGAGUUUCAGCCACCAAUGCUAUCUCGAGCGUCACAUGAUGAUCCACACUGGAGAGAAACCUUACAAGUGUUCACAAUGCGACAUGAGAUUUGAUUAUUUAGUAAAGCUGAAAACACACAUGAUGAUCCACACUGGAGAGGAACCUCACAGAUGUUCACACUGCCACAGGAUAUUUAUUCAUCCAGGAAACCUGAAAACACACAUGAGAAUCCACACUGGAGAGAGACCUUACAAGUGUUCACACUGCGACAUGAGAUUCAAUAAUUUAGGAAACCUGAAAACACACAUGCUGAUCCACACUGGAGAGAAAACACACCAAUGUGAGCAGUGCAGCAAAACAUUUUUGAGGGCUUCAGAGCUGAAGAACCAUCUUAGAGUUCAUACAAGUGAGAGGCCUUAUUCCUGCUCUGAGUGCGGAAAGACUGUUAUUACAGCUAGAGCCUUGAAAAUGCACCAGAUGAUUCACACUGGAGAAAAACCAUUAACAUGUACUCAGUGCGGGAAAGGUUUCACACAAAUGUCACACCUUAAUGAACACAUGCUGGUUCACACUGGAGUGAAAACUCACAGAUGUGAUCAGUGCAGCAAAACAUUUUUGAGGGCUUCAGAGCUGAAGAGACAUCUUAGCGUUCAUUCAAACGAGAGGCCGUAUUCAUGCUCUGAGUGUGGGAAGAGUUUUAGACAUCCGACACAUUUAAAAUACCAUCAGAAGAUCCACACUGGUGUGAAAGAGUUUGUGUGCUCUGAGUGUGGGAAGAGUUUUUUUAAAGCUGCGGACUUGAGACGACACCAGAGGAGUCACACUGGAGAUUUCAAGUGUUCACACUGCGACAAAACAUUCAGACGUUCAGGACACCUGAAAACACAUGAGAGGACUCACACUGGAGAAAGAAAUCACGAACAAAGACAGAGUUUAUUGAAGGACAGUGAGAAGAUGAGUGAUCCAGAACCCUGCAGAAUUAAACAGGAAGAGACUGAAGAACUAAUAGAUGUAAAGGAGGAGAGUGAAGAACUGAGUGAAGAUGAGAAGAAACAUCAUGUCAAGAGUGAAAAAGAAGCUCAAUCAGAGAAUGAAGAUAGUCUUUCAGUGGAAGAAACAGCUGCGAAAUGUUCCGCCUGCACUCAGUGUGGGAAGAGUUUCAGCAGCAAAUGCUAUCUCAAGAUUCACAUGAUGAUCCACACUGGAGAGAAACCCUACAAGUGUUCACACUGCGACAAGAGAUUCAGUUGUUCAGGAAACCUUAAUGAACACAUGCUGAUCCACACUGGAGAGAAAACACACAAGUGUGAUCAGUGCAGCAAAACAUUUUUGAGGCCUUCAGAGCUGAAGAACCAUCUUAGAGUCCAUGCAAACGACAGGCCUUAUCCAUGCUCUGAGUGUGAAAAGAGUUUUACGCAGAAAUCCCAUUUAAAAGAGCAUCUGAAGAUCCACAGUGAUGUGAGAGAGUUUGUGUGCGUUGACUGUGGAAAGAGUUUUAAAAGGGCUGAACAUCUAAAACGACACCAGACGAUCCACACUGAAGAGAACACUUAUGAGUGUUCACACUGCAACAGCACGUUCAUACUGGCCGGUACCCUUAAACAUCACAAAAUGACUCACACUGAAGAGAACCCGUACACUUGUACUCAGUGUGGGAAGAGUUUGACACAAAUAUCAAACAUUAAUGGACACCUGCUGCUCUACACUGGAAACAAACCACACAAAUGUGAGCAGUGCGGCAAAACAUUUUUUAGGCCUUCAGAUCUGAAGAUCCAUCUGAGAGUUCAUGCAAUGGAGUCGGCGUAUCCAUGUUCAGAGUGUGGGAAGGCUUUUCUUACAAAUAGACAGUUGAAAGAACACAAGAUGAUUCACCCUGAAGUGAAACCGUACAAGUGCUCACACUGCGACAAAACCUUCGGACAUUCAGGACACCUGAAAACACAUGAGAGGAGCCACACUGAAGAGAAACCGUACGAGUGUUCACACUGCGACAAGAGAUUCAGACGUCCAGAACACCUGAAUACACAUGAGAUGAGCCACUCUGGAGAGAAAACACACAAAUGUGGUCACUGCGGUAAAGCAUUUUUUAGGGCUUCACACCUGAAGAACCAUCUUAGAGUUCAUACAAACGAGAGGCCCUAUCCGUGUUCUGAGUGUGGAGAGAGUUUUAAACAAGAAUCACAUUUAAAAAAACAUCAGAAGACCCACACCGGUGCGAGAGAGUUUGUCCGCUCUGAGUGUGAGAAGACUUUUAUUAAAGCUGCAGACUUGAAACGACACCAGAUGACUCACACAGAAGAGAGACCAUUCACAUGUACUCAGUGUGGGAAGAGUUUUGUCCAAUCAUCAGACCUUAAUAAACAUAUGCUGAGCCACACUGCAGAGAAAAAGCAGAAUGAAAUUUCCCUUCCUGUAAGCUCUACUGUAUAUUCACAAACACCAAAUUUCGCAGUUAAUCAGCCCCUGUUAUACAUUAUACAAGCUCCUGUUUUGGUUUUGGGGUCUCCAACAACAGGCUGAUGUGAACACGAGCUCAAAUAACACUGUUAUUGUCUUAUAAUAUGCAGUUAAUUUUACCAAAUGACCCCAACGACUCCCAUAUGAUUUGUUUAGCGAUUAAUAUUUUCCAAACUCUUCUUUUGUGUGACGCCAAUCUGCUGUGAUUGGUUGAUUGCGUUCAACGCAAGACUCAUAGGAAACAACCACCACGGCUUAUUAUUAUAGUGGAGAAACUAUGACGUCAGUUUGUAUGCAGAACCCUGUAAGCAGUUAGCAUGUUAGCAGUUCUGGGUCCCUCGUCCCAGAGUCAGUGGGUUAUUUGAAUGGGAUUUUGGUUAAAUGGCUGAAAUAAGGUUGGUGGCAAACACAAACUCAAGAUACUUUCACGAUUUAUUCUACGACACUAAACACAUCACUCUUGACUUUUUAAAUUGGUUUUGCUUCUGUAAAAUGAUGGUUGCUCAAUGGGUCUACAGACUCAUUAUACGUCAUCGAGCUGAACUGGUCUGGAAUGAAGCCCGCUUUUACAGCUUGUGUUGGGCGUUUGGAUUUUGUCUGUUUUGGUUCAGUAUUUUCGAUAAUAGUGUUUCAUAGUUUGUAGUGUUUAUCUAAUUAGGGAUUCAUAUUGUGUGUAGAGAGCGACGCGGUAGCGCAGUAGGUAGUGCUGUCACUUUACAACAAGAAGGUCGCUGGUUCAAGCCUUGGCUUGGUUAAUUGGCAUUUCUGUGUGGAGUUUGCAUGUUCUCCACGUGUUUGUGUGGGUUUCCAUGUGGGUGCUCCGGUUUUCCCCACAAGUCCAAAGACAUGCUGUACAGGUGAAUUGGGUAGGCUAAUAUUGUCUGUAGUGUAUGUGUGUGAAUGAGAGUGUAUGAUAUACCUGCCAACACUCGUUUUUCCCGGGAGUCUCCCGUAUGUCAGACUUACCUUCCGGUUUGUCAUUUCUCCCGAAAAACUCCCGAAAUUUCAACUCCUUCCCCCGCUCCUCAGGUGUUUGGUAUAAUAUUUAGAGCAUCCUUUCCACUGCACAUGACAAGUGUCAGACCGGAAUUCAUUCAUUUCUAAUGGAGAGUAGUCAGGGAGCUGCGUCGAUUUCCGAUCAUCUCUGUAUACGUAAAAAUUCGGAUCCGAAUUGAGUCGCAGAUCUGUUGAAAUAUUUUAACUCCUGCAACUCGACAGUAAAAACCUUUCUGUUUAUAAAUGUAAGUAAUAAAGUAGUAAAAAUAUCAUUUUUAAUGUCUUGGUCCUAACCUUCGACCACCGCCUGUUCCACAAUGCACCAACCCCCUUACGACUCUCCCUAUAAGUGGUGGGCCUAAAGAAGGAUGGUCCCAUGUCGCUCCUUAGGGCUGAACCCGGCCUGGUUUCAUGGAAAAAAAACCCGGCCACCAGGCGCCCGCAUACGAGCCCCAACUCGUGGGUGGUGCCCCAGCUGCGCCAUACUGGGCGAGGUGGUUUGCCAUCUCCAGGUUGGAGGAAAGACCUUACUCCAGGUGGAAGAGUUCAAGUAUCUUGAGGUUUUGUUCACGCGUGAGGGAAGGAUGGACUGUGAAGUUGAAAGGCAGAUUGGUGCAGCGGUAGCAGUAAUGCGGUCGAUGUACCGGACCAUUGUGGUGAAGAAGGAGCUAAGCUGAAAGACAAAGCUCUUGAUUUACUGGUCAAUCUAUGUU
Molecule: messenger RNA, 4254 nt
Organism: Danio rerio (zebrafish)
Lineage: Eukaryota; Metazoa; Chordata; Actinopteri; Cypriniformes; Danionidae
Source: RefSeq, a predicted model, not a curated record